AGCCCCUGCUGUAUAGGUAUAGACAUAACGAUCUUUAAUAGACAUAAAUAUCUACGGGGUGAAUAUUCAGAUCGGUGUUCGAGUUUUCUCGGCUGGCCCGUCUUUCAACACCUCUACCAAAAUGCCUUUUCAUUGCAGGAAAGUUCUGGAUCAGAGGGAUGAAGUUUCUGAGAAGAUUGCCCAGUAUCUACAGCUGAAGAAUGUCAUUCAAAGCUUACAGGAGUCGGAGUGCAAGGAGAUAACAGCGGAUGUGGAUCUCGGUUGCAAUUUUUAUGUUCAAACCAAAGUUGAGGACUCCUCCAGGAUCUUUGUCUCUAUUGGCUACGGGUUUUUCGUUGAGUUCACCCUGCCAGAGGCGCUGAGAUUCAUCGAUAAGAAAACCAAGCAGGAAGAAACCAAACAGACUGAAACACUUACAAAGGAUUCAUCCAAAAUUAAAGGCAAUAUUCGUAUGGUUCUAGAGGGUUUGAGAGAACUCCAGAACUUGAGAGAUCUCCCGGUGGAUAGCAGAAGAGAAGUCUUCUGAAGAGCCAGGAUCCAGGGCGCAGAGGGAAAAAAAAAAUAAAAAUAAUGAACUGUUUUGGAGUCAGGUUAGCUAGAGCCCUGGUCAGCUGUGGAUGAACUGAGAUUUAACUGUUCACCAGUUUGACCAUCGUGAUGCGAUAACAACUCAAAUUGAAGGGAUAGUAACACAGUAAAAAAAGACAGGUACUUACAAAUCUAGGAUUGAGACAUAAUUAAAAUAUGUAUUUAAAUAUAAAUGUAUGUAAACAAGGGAGAAUCCAUCACCCCACAGUGGCGAUGCUAAAUAAAAUAUCUAAGUUCUGUU
Polyodon spathula (Mississippi paddlefish) is the source of this 829-nucleotide messenger RNA. RefSeq names its product protein UXT-like. The coding region runs from base 122 to 526 and encodes 134 amino acids. The record is from RefSeq and is a predicted model, not a curated record. Gene Ontology annotation, biological process: negative regulation of transcription by RNA polymerase II. Lineage: Eukaryota; Metazoa; Chordata; Actinopteri; Acipenseriformes; Polyodontidae. The transcript has 5 exons. Gene Ontology annotation, molecular function: transcription corepressor activity.